AUGACAGGAAAUUUAAAGUAUAUGGGUAAUGAUAUUCAAAACCUGGAUAUAAAUAUGGUGGAAAAACUUGGGAGAGCUUUAGAAAUUACAGAGUCACUAGAUGAUUAUACUAUACCUAGUGAAGUAUUAGUAUAUAACCCUGUAGAUGAGGAUGUAUUUACAAAAUUUAAUACUGGAUCAUCAUCUGAAUUCAAAAUUAGACAAAUAUUUUUACAUGUUGAUUUAUUAGAAAAUGAAACAAAAUUAUUAGAUGAAUUUGAUAAUUACUGUAGAUCUAAUAAUUUUGAAGUACCUAUGGAAUUAAGUCCUAUACUAUUACGUAUAUUAAUAUUUAAUAAGAGAAGAUAUCCCAGUAAUUAUAUAGUAAAAACUGUACAUCAUGUUAAAAAUAUGUAUUCUUGGAGAAGAUCUAUAUAUCCUUUAAAAGAUACUGAUGUAGAACUACGUAGAGAUUUAGAAGAUGGAAUAAUAUACUGGCAUGGUAGAGAUUUUAGUUUAAGACCUAUAUUAGUUAUAAAAUUAGCAAAGAUAGGGAAAAAUUUUCCAAUUCAGAGAUUUAUUCGUCUAAUUGUAUUCUGUUUAGAAUGGGGAUUAAGAUAUUUGAUGAUACCUGGUAAAAUUGAAACAUGCCUAGCCUUGAUAGAUGUAAGAGGUGUGAGUUUAACAUCUUUCCCUAUUUCAACAUUAAGUGAAAUUUCCUCACUAUUAACAAAUCAAUACUCAUUUAGAUUAUAUAAAAUGUUUGUAUUACAUGAUUCAGUUUUUAUACAAGCUAUUUGGAAUAUAAUGAAGCAAUUUUUAACAGAUUUACAACAGCAUAAGAUUGUAUUGUGUAGAAAUGAUAUAAAACAUCAACUAUUUAAAAUUAUACAUCCAUGUCAAAUAGAGGAGUAUUUUGGUGGAACAGAGAAGAAUAAAUCAUUCCCGUUUUAUCCAUUUAAAUUUCCAAGUAAUAGUAACAUACAAUAUAGUGAUCCAAGAUUUCAUCCUAAUAAUGGAUUUACUAGAUAUAUAAUUGAAUGUAAAAAUAACAAUAAAAUUAUCCCAGACUUCAGAAAAAUAAAGAAAUGUCAUUUACUUUUUAAUGAUGAGAAUUCAAAUGGUACUGUACGCUAUAAGGGAAAUAGAAAAAGUAUAUUAUGGGAUCCAAUAGGUAUUAAUUAUUUGCAAAAAGAUAUUUAUGAUAUACUUGGAAUAGAUUUAUUAAAUAAUCUUAAUGAAAUAAAGGAUAUUAAUAAACAUAAAUAUUUAAAAUAUAAUUCAGAUCAAAUAACCCAUCAUUAUCAUACAUGUACAAGUAGUGAUUUAAAUGAAUGUUGUGAAAAUAAUGAGAUUCAUGAACAAGGAUAUUUAGAUAAAUUAGAUCAUGAAGUCAAUGAUAGUUUAUCUGAAAAUAAUAAUAUAGAUAAAAAUUUUGGGAAUAAUGAAUUUUCAAUUACAGGUAUAACACCUACUUCAGGUAGUAAUAAAUAUUAUGAAUCAACAUCUCAAGAAUCAAAUAAUAAAGAUAAUUCUAAUAGUCAAGUAAUAAUAAAUGAUGAACUUAAUAAUACUAUUAAUAAAAGACACUUUUUUAAUUCAAAUAUAUCAUUUAUUAAAGAAUAUUCAAUAAAAACAAUAUCAGAUUCUUCCUCACUUACAUUUGAUGAUACAAAUAGUUAUUGUAGUGCAGCUUCAAAUACAAUUAAUAAUAUUAUUAUUAGUGAUGUUAUUAAUGAUUCACUUCAAUCAUUUACUAUUUUAUCAAGUAUUGAAAGAAUUGGUGCAGAUAUAAUAAGAAAAGAAUUAGUGAAUGAAAUAUCACCAAAUUCAGAAAGUACUGCAAUGACUUCACCAAAAUAUCAAAUAUUGAAUAUAAAUAGUAAUGAUGAUCUUAAUAAUAUAAGUGAUAAAGAAACUGAAUACAUUUCUAAAAAAGAUAUUCAACAAGAAAAAAGAUCUAAUUCAGAACCUUCAAUAUCAUUUUCACCAUCUAUUAUAUCUUAUUCACCUAUUGAUAAGAAUAAUAUUUUUGAUAAAGAUAAAGAUCAAAAAAAUCCAAAUUUAACGAAUAACAAAGUUGAAAGAUCUAUAGAAGGAACUAUAUUAAAUGAUAAUAAACAAAAUUUCAAUAAAAUUUCGAAAAGAACAAAAUUUAAAAGAAUAUUCAAUAAGUCAUUAAAUAGUGGAAUAUUAAUGUGGUUUAAUAAUAUAGGUAAGAAAUAUAAUACUAAAUCUCAAUCUUGUAGUUGCACAAGUAAUAAUUUAGAUCAAAAUACUCAAAAAUCACUAAACUUAGAAAGAUAUCAUGGUUUAUUUGGUCUUAAAUCUAAAUAUUUCAAGUAUCAUAAUAUAAAUCAUUUAAAUAAAUGA
Molecule: messenger RNA, 2352 nt
Organism: Cryptosporidium muris RN66
Lineage: Eukaryota; Apicomplexa; Conoidasida; Eucoccidiorida; Cryptosporidiidae
Product: CRAL/TRIO domain-containing protein
Exons: 1
Coding region: 1-2352 (783 amino acids)
Source: RefSeq, a predicted model, not a curated record